AAGGAAGAAGAAUUGCAGUUAAAUACGAAACUCUAUGACAACAGCUAACCAACUGUUCAAAUACCAAGAUGUUGUUGUUUAGUUGCUUUUACGAUGAAGGAAUUGUCUGAGAGCUGCGACAUAACCUAAUGUACAGUUAGGUUGACCGAAUUCAAUAGUGUCUUCGGAUAUUUGAAACAUUAACCAUGUUUAGCAGUAGCACCAAUAGGUCGUAUGAUUUGCUUCCGCAGACGGACUCCAGUGCCUACGGCCUGUUCACUGAAAGUUCCAGAGGGUUCAAGCGGCCAAAAGGUCACUCCUUUGACUAUAUUCCCAAUGUUUCUGAAAACAACUUUACAGAUGUCUCUCAGGGAUGGUUGUCCUGGACGUGCAACAUUGUUGUCAUCUUUCUCGUCUACAGUUUCACCGUAAUAGCCUUCCCACUAACAGGAUGGUUUGUACUUAAAACUGUGCCUAACUAUGAGAGAGUUGUAGUGUUUCGCCUGGGACGAAUUUGUCCCCCAAAGGGCCCAGGUGUAAUUCUCGUGCUGCCCCUCAUUGACCAGUGGCAGCGAGUAGAUUUACGUACACGUGCUUUUAACAUCCCCCCAUGCCAGGUAAAUACCCGGGAUGGAGGUUUGUUGUUAGUCGGAGCUGACAUCCAGUUCAGGAUCUGGAACCCAGUUCUGUCUGUACUAUCAGUCCAGGACUUGAAUGCCUCAACCAGGGUCAUAGCACAGAAUGCUUUGACUCACAGUCUGUGUAAGAAGACGGCCCAGGAGAUCCAGAUUGAACGGAUCAAACUUGGGGAAUAUCUGGGGAUGGACAUAAAUGAGAUGACUCAGCCCUGGGGCUUGGAGGUGGACAGAGUAGAGCUUACCUUGGGUUCUCUUCUUAAAGCACCAGAAGUAAACCCCUCUGGAUCCUUCAUCAUGCCUCCAUCUGUGCCUGGAAUGGAGGGUCUCGCUGGGCCAAUUCAGCAGCUGGCCAUGCAUUUUUUGAACCACACUGGCAAUUCACUUUCUCAGCAGGGGGACAGCAUACAUCUCACAGACGAGCUGAGCAGUAUCUCUCCGUCUGGCGUGUCUGUAGAAAAGUUGCUCAGUGCUGUGAAGCUCCAGCUUUCUGAUGCUUUAGUUUCACAGGUUAGAGCUUGUUUUCAAUUUGACAUCAGCUCAAGAGAUGGACAUCAGAGCUACUAUCUGGAUUUAAGUCAAGGCAGUGGUUCGGUUGGAGCAGGGACCUUGGGCAGAGAGCCUGACGUGACACUCAGCAUGAGUGACAGUGACCUCGUGGCCAUGUUCCAGGCUGAACUCCAGCCAUUUGCUGCCUACACCAGUGGCCGACUCCAAAUCCAGGGAGACAUUAAGACAGCAAUGAGGCUGGAAGAACUUAUAAAACUUCUCAAGAAAUAGAAACCAACUUUACAAUGUUUAUGUAUUUAUUUUAAGCCUUGAUUUUCACUGUAAAGUGAAUGUGUUUGUGUGCUUUUAUUAAAAAUGUUACACCCA
Cynoglossus semilaevis (tongue sole) is the source of this 1490-nucleotide messenger RNA. RefSeq names its product stomatin (EPB72)-like 1 (gene stoml1). Gene Ontology annotation, cellular component: plasma membrane. The record is from RefSeq and is a predicted model, not a curated record. Bases 186 to 1394 code for a protein of 402 amino acids. Lineage: Eukaryota; Metazoa; Chordata; Actinopteri; Pleuronectiformes; Cynoglossidae. The transcript is spliced from 7 exons.